AUGAGGGCCUUGCUGGUCUUGGCAGGCUCUAGGCUUCAGUUUGAUCAUGGAGAGCAGGGCUGGGAAGGCAAAGGCCAUGAGCAGCAGAAUCCCUCGCUGAGGUUCUGCAAAAGAAACAAGCCCAGCCGACAGGACUCAAGAUAUACCAUUCCCCAUCAUCAAUACAUAUUGGAUGUAGAUGUGGGAGGCAUGAGCCACCCUGACACUCAGGCAAGAGGAGAGGAUAUCCCUCAGAGAUUCUGGGCUGUGAGAUGGGUGCAGCACCCAGGCAGGACUCCAAGUUGCAGGCAGGUGGCAAUUACACUUUAUGGUGGGAAGAAAGGUUUAGAAAUUAAGACCCCCGUGUCUCAGCCUCGAUCUGCCUGCAGCGCGCGCCCCCAUCACCCUCCACGAAUCUGCACGGAACCAAUCUCGAUCGAUCCAGAGAUCCAGAGAGCCUGUGGCGAAGACGACAUACAACUGGGGCAUGCAGAUCGUGCAUGCUUUACGUUUCAACUUAAAACGACUGUGUCCGGCAGCUCUGCCCUCCCCAGGCUGGCCACGGGGCUGGGGAAAGACCCCUACCCCCAGGCCUCCUCAGAGGGAACGCCGCCGCUCCACUUUUCUCCCGGACUCCCCUCGGCUCCCGCCCCCACCUGCAACUCCCCGCUCCGCCUCCGCGCUGCACGCACCCCGCCCCCCGCCCGAAAACUACUCUUCAAAGACUUCCUUCCGGGCCCGGCGAAGCGCAGCGUGCUCGGAUCCGGAGCGGCAGCGGGCCUCGCCUUCAUCCGCGACAACAAAACCGCCGCUUCCUUGCACACAGACAACCGAGCUACCGGCGCACAGGCUCCUGCUCUCGAGGCCCCGGGGAGAGUCGCCGCGCCCGGCCCCGCCAAGCCCGCCCCGCACGCCGGCCCCGCCUCAGGCCCCGCCCCGGCUCCGCGCGCGGCGCCCCCUCCAGGCCCGGCUCCCGCGCCCUAUUUGGUCAUUCGGGAGGCAGGCGGCGGGAAGAGCGGCUUGGUCGCCGCAGAGGGACGGGCGGCGGGCUCCGUGCGCUCGCUGAGAGGUCGCUCUCCCCGCCGCUGCCGCCGCCACCUCGGCUGGGGACCCACGAGGCCGCCGCGUCCUGCCCUCGGAACAAUGGGACUGGGCCCGCGAGGUGCCUGGGCCGUGCUCCUCCUGGGGGCGCUGCAGGUGCUGGCGCUGCUGGGGACCGCCCUGAGCGCCGAAGACCCGCUGGGGACUUCAGAUACCAAGGAUAUUGUAUCUCUGCAAAACUCCACUGCUAAUUCAACAGAUAAAACCCAACCUGUGCCUUCUAACAAUACAAGUGAGCCUUCUGGAAGCGCUGUGAAUUCAUCAACUUCAGCUGCCUUGACCUCGAGCAACAUGACAGCCACAACUGUGAAACCCACGUCUAAAAUGGCACCAACACCAGGGGUCUCAAAUGUGACAUCCACCACCUUAAAGUCUACAAGCAAAACAAGUGUUUCACAUAACACAGCCCAGAUGUCGACAUCCUCGAUGACCACAACUACUCACAGCAGUACGGUGACAUCUGUUUCUUCAUCAGCAACAAUAACAGCAACUAUUCAUUCUGAAGAAAGUAAAAGAUCAAAGUUUGAUACUGGCAGCUUUGUUGGUGGUAUUGUAUUAACACUGGGAGUUUUAUCUAUUCUUUACAUUGGAUGCAAAAUGUAUUACUCAAGAAGAGGCAUUCGGUAUAGAACCAUUGAUGAACAUGAUGCUAUCAUUUAAGGAACUCUAAGGACCAAGGAAAGAAGAAGUACUGAUGCAGCACUGUCAAUUUUGUUUUUUAGUAUAAUAUGUUGAAAAUAGUAUAAACAGGCCAUACAUAUAAUAUACAACACAUUACAUGAAUAUGAAGAUUCAUCAUAUUACUAAAGGUAACAAGGGCUUGGUUUGGGUUUUCAUGAAUAUUUGUAGCUUAUGCAAUGGUAUUUACUUUUAGAAAAACCUUACCCCAUUUUUGUGGCAUUGAUUGCAUAGGACCAGUAAUGAAAGGCAUCUUCACUGUAGGGCAGGAUGGCAUCGGGGCAAAUGAAUAAUAGCACUUGAGAUUUUCAAAGCAGGAUGUUAACUAAUGCCACACAAUUGAGUCAACCAGACCUGAAGCAUGAUUUAAGAAAGCAUCAACAUUGUAUGUAUUUUAAAAGUAUAGUAGUUGGUGUAGAGGCCAAAUACAUACACAAAAUGUUCAAAUAAAACCCCAAAGAAUACCUGAGCAUAGGCCUGCUUAAGAUCCACUAGAACAGUGGCAGACGUGUAUCUCUAUUAACAUAACUUCUUUUGACUUUUCAAUUGUUAGUGGAUAUAAUUUUUUUCUUUGUGUAAUUUAGGUAAAUUUCAGUGUUUUAACAUGAUAGUGUUUUAAGGGUUUAGUUUAAGUAAUCUUGAUAUUACAGGGGGAAAACUCCUAGAAGUUAGAUUAUUUGCUACUGUGAGAAAAUCGUCACCACUGGAAAUUGCUUUUGUUUUAUAUUCACUUGUUAAUUUAAAUCUUAUAUUUAGUGAAUAUUUCUAGAGAAAUGUAGAGCUACUCUCAAUAGCUAAAAAUUUUUAAUGGAGCCUAAACACACCUAACUGUAAAACAGCAGUCCCUUCUGUGAUCUCCUAAACAGUAUGCUUUAGAGCUCCCUGUAGCAGAAGCUAAUGCUGUAUUUAUGGAAUCAGGGAUUAGGAGGCUAUUCCCAGGCCGUUCAACCUAAAUGAUGAAAAUGCUGCAUUUUUGUGCACUGUCGAUUUUACUCAGAUUUUAGGAAAUGACAUUUGCAUACUAAAAUCACACUGUAUUUUGGAAUACAUUUAUAAACAGGAAAUUUCCUGCUUCCUUCACGUGGUAUUCCUCUUUUCUUACUCUAGUGUUAAAAGGGAGUUACUUUCAGAUAAAUUAUGUUAUUGGAAAGAAAAAAAGCAUAGUAUUGUAUGGACAUCACUAUCAGCAAAUGUAUUUUUGGAGUGUUUUCAGUUUAUAUUCCAGCACUUAAACUCAGGGUCAAAUUUUAACAAUAGAGGUAUUUAGUCACACUAAAUACUAAAGUAUUUUUAUCUUAGAGGCCAAACUAAAUCGCACCAAUUGCUCAAAGUCCAGAAAUAAGCCAAGAUGUCUUAAUGAGCAUUCACUAACAUUUAACAGACAUUUAACAGACAUAAAAUACAAGUAAUGACAGCUAUCUAGGAUUUUGAUGUGUCUCCUCACUAUACAUUUUGGCAGAACAAUCUGAUGAAUAUAAUUAUCCAAAAUCCAGAUAUGGUUGGAUCUAUGAAACACGACUAGUUAGGCUGAAUGUGAGCUGAUGGUUGAGGUCUAUGUUACUCUCUGGUCCUGCAACCACUGCUUUCAUUUCUUUGGAAGAUAUAGUCAAAAUGUACGUUAGUAAUGAGGAGGCCUAUAACUUGUCUCCUACAUUUUUGGUAUUUCAGUUCUGCAAGUCAUUCAAAAUUCUGUGUAUUGGCUUGAAGUUUUUCUUGAAUACUUGUUUCUUUAGCACUUUGAAGCUAGAAAACCACUUUUUAAGGAUUGUCAUUUGCCUUGAAAGUUUCCUCUGCUUUGGAAAUACUUAUUUGUUUUCCUCUAUGUAUAUAAGUAGUAUAAUUUGUAACUUUCAUAUAUAAUAGCCAGUACUUUCAGUGCAGUUUGUUAUUUGAAAAAAUGGAAGAAAAUGGUGAUGUAAAGCAAAUGUUUUACUUUGGACCACAUUUCUUAAAACAUAAAUGUAUCUAGUUAGGUUUAUACUUAAUUGUUUGCAUUCCUUAAGAAUGUUUUUACUUCAAGAUAAAAACAAUCCAGAUAUAUGUGAAUAUUAAUUUGGAUAAACUGUAAAAGAACUAUAGAAGUUAUUGUUUCGUAUUUUCAGAAAAAAGUUAAAGUGAACUCAGCUGUUACCUUCUCUCCCCUUUUUAUUAUAAUGACCAGCUUUUGGUAUUUCAUUGUUACUGAGAUCUAUUUUUAGAAUAAAAUUUGUUCUCCUUCUAA
Molecule: messenger RNA, 3979 nt
Organism: Oryctolagus cuniculus (rabbit)
Lineage: Eukaryota; Metazoa; Chordata; Mammalia; Lagomorpha; Leporidae
Gene: TMEM123
Product: transmembrane protein 123
Cellular component (GO): cytoplasmic vesicle
Source: RefSeq, a predicted model, not a curated record